CUUUGCGGCCCCGGCAGCGGGAACGGAGCGGGCUCUGGGAGGAGCUGUCGGCAAGGGAAACACCUCCCGGGCGCGCUUUACGGCCGGGCGAGCGGGCACGUCAACAGCUAUGGCGGAAGGGGAAGAGGCGCCGCCGCCGCCGGGCAGCUGGAUAAAAGAUCUUGCAGACGCUCUAGAAGAAGGAGGUUGUGAUCUUGAAACUGUGAGAAACAUCAUUCAAGGCAGGCAGUUACCUGCUGAUCUAAGGGCCAAAGUCUGGAAGAUUGCACUUAAUGUUGUAGGAAAGGGGGACAGCCUAGCAUCCUGGGAUGGCUCUUUAGAUCUACCUGAGCAGAGUGUAAUUCAUAAGGAUUGCCAAGAGCUAAUUGACCAAUUGUCGGUGCCAGAAGAAGAGAAGUCAGUAUUAAUUUUGGAUAUUGAGUCUGUUAUUACUUUUUAUUGUAAAUCACGCAAUGUUAAAUACAGUUCUUGCCUYGGCUGGAUACACCUGCUCAAACCUCUGGUGCACCUUCAUUUGCCCCGCAGUGAUUUGUACAACUGCUUCUAUGCUAUCAUGAAUAAAUUCAUUCCAAGGGAUUGUUUUAUGAAAGGAAGACCAUUUCAUCUAUUUAGACUGCUGCUUCAGUACCAUGAGCCUGAACUCUGCUCCUUUCUUGAUACCAAGAAGAUGACUCCAGAUUCAUAUGCACUCAACUGGCUUGGAAGCCUCUUCUCAUACUAUUGUUCAGCUGAAGUCACUCAGGCAGUAUGGGAUGGAUAUCUACAACAAGCAGAUCCAUUCUUUAUUUAUUUCUUAAUGUUGAUCAUCCUUGUCAAUGCAAAAGACGUUAUCUUAGCACAAGAAUCAGAUAAAGAAGAAAUGAUAAAAUUCUUAGAAACAUCACCAGCCAAUCUUGAUUUAGAGGAUAUAGAAGAUCUCUUCUCUUUGGCACAAUAUUACUGUAGCAAAACUCCAGCUUCUUUCAGGAAGGACAACCACAGUCUUUUUGGCAGCAGCUUGCUGGGCCUCAAAGAUGAUGACACAGACUUGAGCCAGGCUCUGUGUCUAGCAGUUUCUGUGUCUGAGAUUCUGCAAGCAAAUCAGCAACAAGGAGAAGGAGUAAGAUUCUUUGUGGUGGAUUGUCGUCCUGCGGAGCAAUACAAUGCUGGGCACUUAUCAACAGCAUUUCAUUURGACUCAGAUUUGAUGCUUCAAAACCCAUCAGAAUUUGCACAGUCUGUAAAAUCCCUAUUAGAAGCACAAAAACAAUCUAUUGAGUCUGGCUCCAUAGCUGGUGGGGAACAUCUGUGCUUCAUGGGAAGUGGCAGGGAAGAAGAAGAUAUGUAUAUGAACAUGGUGUUAGCACAUUUCUUACAGAAAAAUAAGGAGUAUGUAAGCAUUGCCAAAGGAGGCUUUAUGGCCCUCCAGCAGCACUUAGCAGAUAUAAAUGUGGAAGGACCAGAAAAUGGAUAUGGCCACUGGAUUGCUAGUACCUCAGGCUCAAGAAAUAGCAUAAACUCUGUUGAUGGUGAUUCUCCUAACGGUUCAGGUGAUGGAAAAGGAGUGAAGUCCCUAGUGAAUAAAAUGACRGUUGCUUUGAAGACUAAAUCUGUGAAUGUGAAAGAGAAAGUUAUCAGUUUUAUUGAAAAUACAUCUACUCCAGUGGACAGAAUACCUUUCAAUCUUUCCUGGCCAGACAGAGCAAGCCUGGAGCGACAUGUCAGCAGCAGUGACAGAGUAGGAAAACCCUACCGAGGUGUGAAGCCGGUUUUCAGCAUCGGUGAUGAAGAAGAGUAUGAUACUGAUGAAAUUGAUAGCUCCUCCAUGUCAGACGAUGAUCGAAAAGAGGUUGUCAACAUCCAAACAUGGAUAAAUAAACCUGAUGUGAAGUAUAACUUUCCAUGUAAUGAAGUAAAAGAAAAUGGGCAUAUGUUUCCCAGUCAUCUCCUAGUAACAGCAACCCAUAUGUACUGUUUGAGGGAGAUUCCAUCACGAAAAGGACUGGCUUACAUACAGUCYCGACAGGCACUUAACUCUGUAGUCAAAAUCACAUCCAAGAAGAAACACCCAGAGCUGAUCACCUUUAAAUAUGGAAAUAGCAAUACUUCAGGCAUAGAMAUUCUGGCAGUUGAAAGGUAUUUGAUUCCAAAUGCGGGUGAUGCUACCAAAGCCAUAAAACAACAGAUCAUGAAAGUAUUGGAUGCCUUGGAGAGUUAAUAACUAAAGACUUUGUAGAGACCACUUUAUAAAGRAGAAGCAACCAAGAUACUGUAUGUGGACACAAGCUGACUGUUUCCCAACUGAUUACUAACUUAAGAGAAUUUUUCUGUUUGCUGAUGGGAGUGCCUGAGUAGCAGGCUUAAGAUAGGGUAAAUUAUUAUCCAUUUCUGAACAGGACUUUUGUUUCCGUUUUUUUUAUAUUAUAAAUUUUUGUUUUGGAGAARUGUUUUUUAUAAAGGUCAGUUUGUUUCAUUUUAAUGCAGCCUUUAUGGGAGUGAUCUGCAUCUUUGCAAGAGCAGAUGCAGCUGGGUUCACAUUAAAUGUGUUAAAGGAAUGAAGGACUAUGAGAGAGAAGCAGUUGAAAGCAGAAUGGUUUUUAAAUUACUAUCCCUUGCAAAUAAAAUGUCUCCAUUGCCUUCAGUCUAGAAAUUUGAUUUUGCCUACUGGGUAGUAUCAAAGACUAACCCAAAAUUUAGGUUUAUGAGCAGAGCGGAUAUAAAUCUUAAAAAUACUGUUUUCUCAUUAAAAUGKUUAAGUCCAGUUUGGGCUGCAGAUAAACAGAAAAAAUACAAGCAAUUUGUAAAAUUAAGGUUUUUUAAAAUUCUUACCAGCUACUAGGUGAAAUAACUGGAAUUGGUGGUAAGGGUUAUUUUUAAAUACUAAAAUUAACUAGUUUUUACUACAGGAUUGUGAUUUUUUUUAAUUAUGCAAAAUUUUACAUUUCAUGGAUUGAGGUUGUUUCCCUUUUAAAGAUGAGUGUGGGCAUUGAAAUGAAUGUUCCAUGACAGAAUAUGACAGUAGCUGGAAACAAGUUUUCGUGCUCCCCAGAAACAAAAUGUCUAAGACAUUUAGAUGUUUAAAACCCUUCAGUUCAGCAUAAAAGUGAGUACAUUCUGACCAGGUGUGUUCAGCCAGAAGAUGAAUGCACAUGGAAAAAAAGAGAGAUUCCAGUGGUGUAUGUCUGUGGUAAAUGUAUUCUUAACCAGUGAAAUGACGAUAAUGGGGAUUAGCUUUGCUGCAUGAARUCUUCUGAGUAUUUGAAUCAAAGCCUAUCAUUUGCUACUUCAUCAGAGGGUAAAAUAAGUUAAACUGACCUUUAUAAAAAACAUUUAUUCUAAGUUAUUUUACUAGAAAUCAAGCUAGGGCACCUUAAUUCUGGAACUAAUUACUUUUUUUUUUCUUCUUAGUAUCUGAGUAAACACCAAUAGAACUUGAACUGUUGAAGAUAUUUGCAUGAAAUUGCACCUGGGCCAAUGCUCAUGUAUUUAUAGUUAUGCCCAGCAGCUGUUGUAUUACAUUUUCCUCUUCCUAAUCCYUUCUGGAACUAUCCUCAAGAGUCUCUGACUCUGUGCCUACUAUCAGCAACGAGAUUUUUUCAUGUAAAGAUGUUUGUGCUACUGUUUAUAAACUACAGUUGUAAAUAAACCAGUACAAUUUGAACAUAACUUGUUYUGUGAGAAGGCAUUUAGUUGCAUACUCUGAAUCGAUUAAAAGUUUUUCCUAAAGGUGUUUAAUAAAUGGAAUUUGAAUUUU
Molecule: messenger RNA, 3733 nt
Organism: Malurus melanocephalus (red-backed fairy wren)
Lineage: Eukaryota; Metazoa; Chordata; Aves; Passeriformes; Maluridae
Gene: TBC1D23
Product: TBC1 domain family member 23
Exons: 19
Coding region: 110-2197 (695 amino acids)
Biological process (GO): retrograde transport, endosome to Golgi; embryonic brain development
Cellular component (GO): trans-Golgi network
Source: RefSeq, a predicted model, not a curated record